AUGGCAAUAGAUCAUCAUCAUGAGGUGAAGCAAUUACAAGCAGAGAGUAAGAACAAUAAUUCUAGUCCCAAGGAUGGAUCUGUUCAUUUCUCCAUCAAGAUUCCGCCAACCUUGCCAGAUUUCCUUGCUUCAAUCAGUCUCAAAUAUGUGAAGCUUGGUUUUGGUUACCUCAUUUGCCGAUGGUUUUAUAUCUUGAUGACUGCGCCAAUUGUCUUAUUGAUCUUUGGUGCUGAAAUAUUGAAGCACAUACGCCAAGAUCUGUCUACCAAAUGUGAUCUUAUGGAUGCUUUCUUUUUAGUUGGUUUAUUUGUAUUGAUUGUAUAUGUCUAUUUCCACUACUUGACUCCUCGCCCUACAUAUUUAUUGGACUAUGCUUGUUAUCGUCCACCAAGUGAUCUCAAGAUCUCGAGGGUGGAAUUCAUCGAGUUAGCAAGAAAAUCAGGCAACUUCACUGAAGCUUCCAUAGACUCUCAAUGGCGAGUUCUCAAGAAAUGCGGGAUAGGCGACGAAACCUACAUGCCCAGAAUAGUUUUCCAGCCAGAUUACAAGAUAACGUUGAACGAUGGCAGAGAAGAGGCUGCACUGGUGAUGUUUGGGGCCAUUAAUGAGCUGUUUGCCAAAACAAAAAUCCGGCCUAAGGACAUUGGAAUCUUGGUGGUCAACUGUGGAGUAUUGAACACGACACCAUCGCUCUCUUCAAUGGUCAUAAACCAUUUCAAGCUGAGGAACAACGUGCAGAGCUUCAAUAUAGGAGGCAUGGGUUGCUCUGCUGGUAUCAUAGCCAUUGACAUGGCUAAAGACCUUAUGAAGGCCUAUCCAGGGUCAUAUGCACUGGUGGUGAGCACCGAAGUUGUGAGCUUUACUUGGUACAAGGGUAACCAUAUUGACAAGCUCCUUCCCAACUGCUUCUGCCGAAUGGGAGCCGCUGCAAUGCUGCUCUCCAGCUCUCGCCGGCACAGAUGGCAGGCCAAGUAUGAGCUGCACCAACUGCUUCGAACUCACCACGGCAUGCAAGACAAGAGCUUCAAAAGCAUUCGCGUAGAGGAAGAUGAGAAAGGGAUGCAAGGUGUGUAUGUGAGCAAAGAUGCCAUUGAGUCUCUGCUUCUCCCUGUCUCACAACACCAUGCUUUUUUCAGCAACCAAAUUAAAUCCAAGACAGUAUUUGAGCACAUAUGCAUAGUGGCAACCAGCAAGAAAGUGCUGGAUGAAACACAGCGGAAGCUAGGGCUGGUAGAGGAACACAUGGAGGCCUCCCGGAAAACGCUUGAGAGGUUCGGCAAUACUUCAAGUAGCAGUGUGUGGUAUGAACUGGCUUACUUGGAGUCAACUGCAAAGAUCAAAAGUGGCGAUCGCAUUUGGCAAAUUGCCUUUGGCUCCGGUAUCAAGUGCAACAGCGUCAUUUGGAAAGCUCUCAAGAAUGUUAAGGGGCCUAUCCAAAGUCCAUGGGAUUGA
Humulus lupulus (European hop) is the source of this 1452-nucleotide messenger RNA. RefSeq names its product 3-ketoacyl-CoA synthase 15. Gene Ontology annotation, cellular component: membrane. Gene Ontology annotation, biological process: fatty acid biosynthetic process. The transcript has 2 exons. Lineage: Eukaryota; Viridiplantae; Streptophyta; Magnoliopsida; Rosales; Cannabaceae. Bases 1 to 1452 code for a protein of 483 amino acids. The record is from RefSeq and is a predicted model, not a curated record. Gene Ontology annotation, molecular function: acyltransferase activity, transferring groups other than amino-acyl groups.